GGCUUGUGGUUUGCGCGCGGGGAAGCAGCCUUUCCCCGCGCGGCCCCUCCGCCUUCCUCCCGGACUCCGUUUCCCGGCAGCCCUCGGGAAGCGCCUCCGCCGGCCCCCCUCCCGCCCUCGGCUGAGCCCCGCCAUCCCCCCCUUUUCGGCGGAGACAUUUGCGAAGCCUUUUUCCAAGAUGGCGGCCUGGGGAAGGAGGCGCGCGGGGCCCAGCAGCUCCAGCGGCGGCGCCGCGAGGGAGAGGGUCUCCUUGUCUGCCACGGACUGUUACAUCGUUCACGAAAUCUACAACGGGGAGAACGCUCAGGACCAGUUUGAGUACGAGCUGGAACAAGCCUUGGAAGCGCAGUACAAGUACAUCGUGAUCGAGCCAACGCGCAUUGGGGACGAGACGGCCCGCUGGAUCACAGUUGGGAACUGUCUGCACAAGACGGCGGUGCUGGCGGGCACGGCCUGCCUCUUCACCCCUCUGGCCCUCCCCGUGGAUUAUUCCCACUACAUCUCCCUGCCGGCCGGCGUGCUGAGCGUCGCCUGCUGCACCCUCUAUGGGAUCUCCUGGCAGUUCGACCCCUGCUGCAAGUAUCAGGUGGAGUACAACACCCAUAAACUCUCCCGCCUGCCCUUGCACACGCUGACCACGUCCACCCCGGUCGUGCUAGUGAGGAAGGACGACCUGCACAGGAAGAGACUGCACAACACAGUGGCCCUGGCUGCCCUGGUGUACUGUGUAAAGAAGGUGUAUGAACUCUACGUGGUAUGAUUGCAGCCGCGACAGGGGGAACCCGCCGAGACAAAUAAGGUGUAUUAAAGACUCCUACAGGAACAUUCGACUACUUUCUUCCUCUUGAAGUGGUGCCUGGAAAGCCAUUUGGUUUACCCAAUUAUUAUUAUUUUUUUGGUUAUUUUUGAAAGAAACAAUCACAUCACGGGUGCAUCGAGGGAACUUUGUUAUUUUUUACGCCUCAGACGGGGAUCUGCAGUGGAGUGGAACAGUACGAGCGCUGGAGACAGUGAUGGAACCUCAGUGAAAGAAAAGGAUACACGGGAGGGGGCGGGUGGAUUUUGCCCCCCACCCCUUGGGAAAAACCUUAAGUAUGUUGUUUAAUUGUAUUCUACAGAACCAGCUCAAAGCUAUCACUGACCAUUCAUUAAAGGAUGAGAAUUUCAA
Molecule: messenger RNA, 1168 nt
Organism: Candoia aspera
Lineage: Eukaryota; Metazoa; Chordata; Lepidosauria; Squamata; Candoiidae
Gene: TMEM11
Product: transmembrane protein 11
Exons: 2
Coding region: 179-760 (193 amino acids)
Biological process (GO): inner mitochondrial membrane organization
Cellular component (GO): mitochondrial inner membrane
Source: RefSeq, a predicted model, not a curated record